This is a messenger RNA of Fusarium mangiferae, 978 nucleotides long. RefSeq lists its product as uncharacterized. The transcript is spliced from 3 exons. The coding region runs from base 1 to 978 and encodes 325 amino acids. Lineage: Eukaryota; Fungi; Ascomycota; Sordariomycetes; Hypocreales; Nectriaceae. The record is from RefSeq and is a predicted model, not a curated record.
AUGUCGCAGAACUCGGUCGUCACUAUAGACUCGAAGCGUCACUUCGACUCGAUCCUCAAGUCGUCACGUAUAGUCAUUGCUGACUUCUACGCUGAUUGGUCUGACACUUCCAACCAGAUCGCUCCUAUCUACGAAAGAUUCGCCCAAGACGUCGCGCAGCCGAAUCUCAUCACGCUGGUCAAGGUUAACAGCGACAACCAACAAGAGCUCUCACAAGAGUACAAAAUCACAAACCCGCCAACCUUCAUCGUUUUUGCAGAUGGGAAGCAGGUCGACCAGGUCCAGGGUGCCGAUCCUCAGAAACUUAGGGAUACGCUCAUGAAGAUACCUGCCUUGGCCUCUUCGCUCAAUGAGAAGACCGCCAGAGAAAAUGCUGGCUCGGCUAGUGGUGGUCCCAGCUGGAAGGGUAUGGAAGCUCCACGAGGCUACAACGACAUCACCGACCAAAUAGAACUCCGUGAUCUGGAGGUUCUCAACGCUGAUGAGAGCGCCGGGACUGUUAGGGUUCUCUUCGAUGGUUCCAAGCCAAGCGGCCUCGGUAACGGCAAAGGAACCUCAAAGGACUACGUGCAGAGCGGUGCAGAUGACCAGCUGCUUUUGUACAUCCCUUUCCAGUCCAUCGUCAAACUCCACACUCUCCAGCUCACUUCCCUCCCUCCCAAAGACGACGAAGACGUGAUGAGGCCCGGCAACAUUCACCUGUAUAUCAACCGCACUCAUAACCUCGACUUCAACGAAGCCGACGAUACCGAACCAACACAGGCUAUCGAGAUUUCCCCUGAGGAUUGGAACGAGGAGGGAACAGUGAGCCUGAGCUUGCGAUAUGUGAAAUUCCAGAAGACAUCGAGUCUGGUGAUCUACGUUCAGCAGGGUGAGGGUGAUGGGGAGACUGUUCGUCUCGACAGAGUGAGACUCGUAGGAGAAGCUGGAGCCAAGCGAGAGAUGGGCAAGCUCCAGAAGGUAGGAGAGGACGAGUAA